This is a messenger RNA of Rhineura floridana, 2024 nucleotides long. It is a transcript of the gene MSS51, whose product is annotated as MSS51 mitochondrial translational activator. NCBI's taxonomy places the organism in Eukaryota, Metazoa, Chordata, Lepidosauria, Squamata, Rhineuridae. The coding region runs from base 130 to 1491 and encodes 453 amino acids. The transcript has 7 exons. The record is from RefSeq and is a predicted model, not a curated record.
AGCAUUUCUGCAGUUGGAAGCAGAGAGCAAUCCAGGAGAAUUCAAGAGGUAUUUGCUGCUGAGGGAGAACCCAGCUGCAAAGACAUAACAGGUUGGUUUGGAUUCUAGAUCCUCCAGCCUCCACUAGAAAUGGCUCACAGGAAGAAAACUGUGGCUUCCAAAGCUGGGCACUCCAGGAAAAAUCCCACGGAGACGCCAGUCGUCACAGGGCCCAAUAUGGACUCCUUGGGUUUCUUGGCUAUGGACAGCAAUGUCCCAGGUCUGUCCCAGGUCAUCCUUCAAAAACUCAACAUGAAGAGCUACGAUGACUACAGGUCUGCAAUGGAAGGCAAAAACCUGUGCACGGAUUUUGGCAUCCGAUCCUAUUUUGAGAUGUUCCAGAAAAUGGAAGACACUUUCAAGUUCUGCGUCGAGUGCAAGAAACUUCCAGAAUCGAUGCCUGAUCCAAAAAGCCUGCGGCGCUGCAAAAGGUGCCAGAAUGUCUACUACUGUGGCUCAGAGUGUCAGCGGGCCAACUGGCCCACCCACAAAAAGUUCUGCAAGAAGAUGAAGCUGACGGCCCUUGACCGGCUUGUGGAAUGGCUUGUAUUUACAGGUGACAUUCCUUUCCCCACGAGCCUCUGGACAAAACGCAUCCCAGAUGUGAGAGGCUGGGAAGACUAUUUCGCCAUGCAGGAGGGUUUAGAUGAGAAGCUGGGCGCGAUCAUGACCGGGCACUACAUGAACACCCUCUGGGCCAACGCCGGGAAGCCAAAGCCUGACGAGGCGGACCUCCUGGAGUCUGUCAAGCGGGUGAUGACGGACUUUGUCUCCAGGCCAGCCACCAUCAGCCUGGGCCUGUAUGCCUUUAGGCUCGACCCUUACGCCAAGCCUCUCACAGUGCACGUGGUCGGGGCUUCCAAUGUGGAGACCCUCAAUGCUCGUGUGACGGAUUACGAUGAGCUCUCCCGCGUGUUUCCAAAGCACCAAGGCAUUGAAGUGGUGAUGGUGGGUGUUGACGUGGUAGACGGGCCCAUCAUGAGACCACCGUUGGUGGCUUUUGGCCCCCGGGAAAGAGUCUACCUCAGCAGCUACAAGGGCCUCUAUCACGACUUCUGGGAAUCACAAGUGGAAACACGGCAGGCUUCCCGGCCUGAUGUCGUGGUGGGCUUCCAUCCAGGGUUCCAUGCCUGCCAAGACCUAAUGGAGAGUUGGCUUCCCACUUUGCUGCUUCUUCGGGAUUACCAGAUCCCCUCGCUCUUCACUCUCUACAGCGAACAGGAAAUGAAGAGUUCUCUCAAGAUUUUGAUGGAGCUGGAGACCCAGAUCACGGGCUGUGGGGCCAACCCCUUCACCUCUCUCAAACCUGAGCAGGCCCACUCAAACCCUAACAAGCCUCCUGUCUAUUGCAACUCCCACUACAUUAUGUUCCACGGGCUGUCUGGUCCUCCGGAAGAACCGGACAUUGGAGAGCUGGAUGGGGACGAACAGGUUAGAGAUGGGGCAGCAUAAGCAAAGCAACCUCCUAACUCCAAGGAGCUUUGUUUCCACCACCCCUACGUUCAUUAAUUGUCAUGCAAUGGGCAGAGAUGCCAGCCGUGAAGUGGCUGUUUUUGUGCUUGCUCAAUUUUCAAAGCUGGCCCUUCGUUUGCAACAUAAGAGACGGGCCCAGCGUUAGCAACUGGGUAAGGGGCAUAAUUCAGGGGGAGAGUCUGUUUUGCACGCGGGUAGUUGCAGGUUCUGUCCCUGGCAUCUCCAGGUGGACUAGGGAAGAUCCUUCCUUAAAACCCUGGGCUGGCUAUGGAAGGUAGUUGUCUAGUGUAAAGUGGAUUGUCAACCCACCUUAGAGUGUAUGGACCCCUGGUCUAAAGAUAAUAUAGUAUGUUUUGUAUACACACUGAACAAUAUAUUCACAUGCAUUAGGUGGUAAAUGUGAAUUGUGAAUAGAGACAUCACCACUGGCCACUGCUAGCUAGUAUAUGUAUUUUUUGAAACCAUUUGUUUCAUGAUCAGUGCACAUAAAAGAUUUGAAUUAAAAUUUAGAA